This is a messenger RNA of Ilex paraguariensis (yerba mate), 921 nucleotides long. Lineage: Eukaryota; Viridiplantae; Streptophyta; Magnoliopsida; Aquifoliales; Aquifoliaceae. The record is from the annotation of a GenBank genome assembly.
AUGUCGUCGACACUACUGGAAGGGACACGUGCGUCGCACGAGGAGGUUGAGCGGUUAGAGCGUCUCAUCGUGAAGGAUCUCCAGAACGAGCCUUCGUCGAACAAGGACCGUCUAUUCCAGAGCCACCGUGUUCGCAACAUGAUCGAUCAAAUCACAACCACUACUCAUAAACUCGUUGAGAUUUACGAAGACAGAGAUAAUGCUAGGAAGGAUGAGAUUGCUGCUCUUGGAGGUCAGACUGCGACUGGGACUAACGUCUUUAGUGCAUUUUAUGAUAGGCUAAAAGAGAUACGAGAGUAUCAUAGACGUCAUCCUGCUGCACGUGUUGUCGAUGCCACUGAUGAGUAUGAGCAGCUGCUCAAAGAGGAACCACAGAUUGAGUUCAGUGGGGAGGAACUGGAGUUGGCUAAGUCAAUGGCUCAGAAAACGCAUGCAUCCUGUAUGUUUUUUUCUGGCUUACCAACAGAAUGUGAUGUACAGGAAGCCUUUGGACGAUACCUUGAUAUGCACGAACUGUUCAAUGAUUACAUUAAUUCUAAAUUUGGAGAGCCUAUUGAGUACACUUCUUACCUUGACAUUUUUUCUCAACCGCACAAGAUUCCUCCCAAAUUAAGGUCGACAAGGCAGUACAGGGAGUAUUUAGAGAAGCUGCUGGAGUAUCUGAUAUACUUUUUCCAGCGAACAGAGCCCUUGCAAGAUCUUGAUAGAAUUUUCUCGAAGGUAAUAACUGAGUUUGAAGAGCAAUGGGCAAAUGGGAGUGUACCAGGAUGGGAGAACAAGGGUGAAGAAAAUGGACAUGUUCCACUGCAGCAUACUGUAAUUGAUCUUGAUUAUUAUAGUUCAGUUGAAGAGCUGAUGGAAGUGGGACCUGAGAAGUUGAAGGAGGUAAGGGCAGAAUUUGUGGCAGACUCUUCUGUGUAA